This is a messenger RNA of Triticum aestivum (bread wheat), 3107 nucleotides long. RefSeq lists its product as uncharacterized. NCBI's taxonomy places the organism in Eukaryota, Viridiplantae, Streptophyta, Magnoliopsida, Poales, Poaceae. The coding region runs from base 434 to 2983 and encodes 849 amino acids. The record is from RefSeq and is a predicted model, not a curated record. Gene Ontology annotation, molecular function: protein dimerization activity. The transcript is spliced from 5 exons.
CAGUUUUCAGAAAGCAGAAACACAAGAAACUACCAUGGUGAGUGCCACAAGACUUGCUCAGCUAGCGAAGAAGUGGCAGAGGAUGGUGGUCUGCGGGAGGAAGAGGCUCACCUGGUCGUCAACGGUGGUGGAGAAAGAAACCGAAGGGUCCUGUGGCACGUCGUACUCGGUGUUGCCUGGCAAGGGCUGCCGCGUUGUGUACACGAAGACCAAAACUUGGGGAAAUAGUGUAAGAAAAGUCUAAACCUACUCCAGCCAUGACUUUCUGCAUAAGAAAAGUAUGCAUCCCAAGACCAAAGCUGGGGAACAGUAAUAUCGUAGACCAUAUAUUGUGGAGUAAGUCAGUUCAUAUAUUGUGCUUGUGGUGUGGAUCAGGUAUUCUCUCCGGCCAUUCCGUCAUCGUUCCCAUCCACUGUCGCCCCGCUCGACCAGUAUGGCUCAGCUUGGGCAUCUCGCCCAACGCGUUGCAGCAAUACUUUGCCUACUGAUUUUCCAACUAUCGUCAUCUGAUUCUCGUGCCCAUACAAGGAUAUCAGGUGGGACUGGAACCUGCAUCAGCAGAGAGCGGGAUGCGCUUCUGUCCUUCAAGGCAAGCCGUGUUGCGGAGCACCUUGGUGGUAUUGUAGGUAAUGUGAGGAGCUGCCCCAAUGUGCCAAGAAAUGUGAGAGAUGCAAUGAGAGAGUGCCGGGAUGAAUCAAAGAGGAAGAAAAGAGACAAACAAAAUAGCAGGCUGAGAAUUGAAAGAAAUAUUAUGGAAGGGUUGUAUCAAAAAGGAGGGGUGAUUAACAUACUAGAUGAUGAUGAAGAAGAAAUACAGAUGAAUAUUAGAGAGGCCUUGCGUGACCCGAAUGUCUCCCGCGGAGUUGAAAGGAGGAUUGGUAGGGGGGGCGUGGGUGAUGUGCGGGUUUCUGUUGGCAAAAGGAGUAUCACUGCCUAUUUUGACAAACAAUUAUCCAGCAACAAAGUAUCUAUGCAGCCCAAGAUCACUAGUGCUUUGGAUCCUAAUUCAAGAGAUGCACUUGGCCUAGCUUGGUCCAAGUUUUUUCAUGCCAAUGAUAUUGCUGGACGUAAAGCUGAUUGCCCAUACUUCCAAGCUGUUGUGAAGAUCACUCAACAAUUAGGGCCUGCUCCUAUACCAACCGCGAAGGAGAUUGAUGGGAAAUAUUUGGAGGCUAACUAUGAUGAAGCUACUUCCUUUCUUCAAAAAUUUAAACAAGAUUGGAAAAACUUCGGUGUGACUCUUAUGUGUGACUCUUGGACUGGUCCAACAGGAAUGAGCCUCAUAAACUUCAUGGUAUAUUGUAAUACACGAAUGUUCUUCCUCAAUACCAUUGAUGCAUCCGGUCAGACUCAGAAUUCAGACUUUAUCUAUAGAGAGAUUGAGAAGGUUGUAGAAGAGAUAGGCCAUGAACAUAUUGUUCAAAUAGUAACCGAUAAUGGGUCCAACUAUAAGAAAGCUUGCAAAACCCUUAUAGAAGAGCCAAAAUACUCUCAUAUUGUUUGGCAACCGUGUGCUGCCCACACCGUCAAUCUUAUGUUAAAAGAUAUAGCCAAAUUUCCCGAGGUUGAUGUGAUAGUCAAGAGUGCCAAGACAAUCUGUAGGUUCUUGCAUAAGCACAAUAACCUACAUGAUAACAUGAAGAAGAACAUAGGUGGUGAACUAAUUAGACCAAAUGCCACCCGUUUUGGGACUGUCUUCAUGUUCCUUGAGAGUUACCAUUUGAAGAAAGAUAAAUUUAGGGAGUGGAUGGUUUCGACUGAUUGGAAGGAGUGUCAGUGGAGGUAUGAGCCUGGAUAUGUGUUUGCUGAAGAAUGUUUGUCUAGUAAUGUUUGGUGGAACACGCUAGAGUGGGUAUUGGGUUCGUUGAGGCCACUUUAUAAGGCCAUGAGGUAUGCUGAUACACAGAAACAAUGCACUCUUUCUGGAUUCAAGAAAAGUAUGAUGCUCGCUAUACAAGGGAUGGAAGCACAUCUAGGCCCUACAUCAAGGUUGUACCUUAGUUUCAUGCGCAAGGUGGGCAAGAGGAUAGAGGCAAUGGAAGAAGAUACAUUUAUGGUUGCAGCUGCUGUCCUUGAUCCAUAUACACAUUACAAGCUCAACCUUUGCAACCAUACAGAUUAUGCUACCUCACUAACAGAUGCGAUAGCGAAGAUAUUAGAUCCAAGGAGUGCUCUUUCAGCCAUUGAUGAAGUAAGUAAGUUUAGGGAGUGCCAAGGGAGGUUUGGGACCAGAUUAGCAGAAGAAGCUGCGGCGAGAAUGGAGCCAACCCAAUGGUGGUUUCAAUUUGGAGGGGAUGUUCCUGCAUUGCAGAAGUGUGCAAUGAGAAUUUGCUCACAAUGUGUCUCAUCAAGUGCGUGUGAGAGGAAUUGGAGCGCCUUUGCUUUGGUGCACACAAAGCAAAGAAAUCGUCUUUUAUAUGACAAGCUCCACAAGCUAGUUUCUGUACGCUACAACCUAAAGAUACGUGCUGAAGAAGAUCAAGAGAAAGAUAUAGAUAAUGAAGUUGAUCCAAGUGCACUGCUGAUGGACACAACAAUGUUUGAUGAAGCAAAUCCAAUAAUGGAGUGGCUGAAUGAUGAUGAAGAGGAUCCAAUUGUGGAUGGAGCUAAUGAAGCCAGUGCUGUUUUUGAGAAAAUAAGGCGUCUCAACUCAAGCAGGAAGGAUUCUUAUGUUGGUACAAGGGGUAAUAAGAAGAAAAGAAAGAGGAAUCAUGAUGAGGAGAAUGAGUAUGUCGAAACUGAGAGUGAGGAUGACGACGAAGAUAAUGAGUAUGUUGAUAAUGAGAGUGAGGAUGAUGAUGGGGUGAGUGAGGAUGAUGAGGAUGAUCAACAAGAUCAGCAAGAGACACAAAUGCAAGUGGAAGAAGAGACACAAGUACAAGCUGAAAAGAAGACAGCAGCAAGUGUUGGCAAUUUGGAGACUCGUAGAUCUGGACGACUAGUUAGGAAGAAGACCAAGGAAGUGAACAGCCUCUACUCGUAGAUUUGGUAAGUCUCUUAUUUUUGGCGUUUCCGCUCUAAUAUUUAUUCUCACUGUGUAUGAUCAGUACUGCUGCUCUAAUUGCUACUUGUCAAUUAUCACCUAGUAGUGUUGUUAUAAUUGCCAC